Paramecium sonneborni is the source of this 366-nucleotide messenger RNA. Lineage: Eukaryota; Ciliophora; Oligohymenophorea; Peniculida; Parameciidae. The record is from the annotation of a GenBank genome assembly.
AUGCUUGAUUGUAACAUCCUCCCAAUUUAUUUGAUAAUUAAGAAGGAGGAGAAUCAACUAAAUAUAAUUCAUUCAUAAAAUUAAUUUAAUAACUAAAAGUAAUUCAUUCGUAAUGUAUGCCUAAAUGUGAUCAUUUAAAUUUUUUCUUGUGAAAAUAUAAACCUUGAUUUGGUAAUACCUGAAAAUUUACAAAAAGCUACUGCUGAAUAUAAAGGGCUAACCAUUUAACCAGAAUAGAUGUUGAACCAUCUUCUUCUAAUUGAUAUUCCAUCUAAUUAAAUAAAUCAAUAAUUAAAUUUAAUUAUAAUAUUUGAUAUAUUAUUAAUAAUAGUAUCGACAAUUAUAAGAGAAAAAGAUCCUAAUUGA